AUGGUUAUCUUUGCAAUUCUCUAUUCAGUAAUUAUUUUGUGCGGUUUCAUAGGGAAUGUCUGCGUUAUUGUUGCGAUCACGCGAAACAAGGUUUUGCAAACGGUGCCAAAUCUUUUUAUUCUAUCGCUGUCGUUUUCUGAUAUUGCUGUCUGCUCAAUUUCUGCGACCAUCACUCCUAUAACUGCAUUCAAGAAGGAAUGGAUUUUUGGUGAAAUACUAUGCCGAGUUGCUCCUUUUAUAGCGGGUAUCAGCUUAUGCUUUUCAACAUUCACUCUUACUGCGAUUUCAAUUGAUCGAUACCUUCUUAUACGGUUUCCGAUGAAGAAGCCUUUGACGCACUUCCAUGCGGUUCUCGUAAUUGGACUGACCUGCGUCCUGGCCGCGUGCAUUUCAUCUCCUAUUAUAUUUCGACAAAAACUUGGAUCUUUCGAGAACUUUUGCGGACAAUAUUGUACAGAAGAUUGGAGCGAUAAUGAGAGCCAAAGGAAAGUCUACGGAGCAGCACUGUUAUGUGUUCAGUUGGUAGUGCCUCUGACUAUUAUAGUGGUCUCCUAUACUGCAAUCUCGCUUCGCAUUGGUCAAAGCGUAAUCCUGAGAAACACUAAACGUGAUUCAAGCUCCAAUUGGAAUGUGCAGCUUACUGAUCAGCAACGGAUGGCACUUAAAAGAAAGCAAAGGACGAAUCGAAUGCUUAUCGCAAUGGUGGUUGCGUUUUCAGCUAGCUGGAUGUGGUCUGUAACAUUCAAUGUGCUCCGAGAUUACGAUUAUUUACCACAAAUGAUAAAAGACCAGGAAUACCUAUUUGGAAUCGCAACACACUGCAUUGCUAUGACGUCUACGGUAUGGAAUCCUCUCCUUUACGCUAUGCUGAAUCUCCAACUGAGAGCAGCCUUCAUUGAGUUACUUCCGCAAGUCAUUCGCAUAAGGUUGCGGUUGAGAAACGAUCAUUCAAUUCGACUGAUAAACGGGACGCAUCAUUCUAUAGCAGCAAUACCGACUCUGAAGUACGGAUCCAGUGAUAUCCAACAACAGGUGAUCAACGAAGCAUGA
Messenger RNA from Haemonchus placei, 1050 nucleotides. The record is from the annotation of a GenBank genome assembly. NCBI's taxonomy places the organism in Eukaryota, Metazoa, Nematoda, Chromadorea, Rhabditida, Trichostrongylidae.